CACUGACUCGAGAUCAUACGUCGUUCUAGUUUGGACGCGAGCGUUUGUACGAAGUCAAGAAAUUUUAUAAAUAUUAUAAAAAUGCAGAAAGAAUCUCAGAAAGUAUGUUUACCUUUAUCGGUUAAUUUAACAAAAUGCGUUACAACUUGUAAAAAUAGUGAACAAUAUCUUAUGAACUUUUUACAAAACUUACUACCAUCGUCUGAUAUGAAAUCUGCAGCAGAUGAAUUGAGAAAGACUUAUAUAUUUAGCAAACUUAGAUCUAAAGCUACGAAAAAUAUUAAAAUCAAAAAAAAAUUUUUAACUACGAGAAAACGGAUAUUACUUGGAUUAGGUAAAAUUAGUAAUAAUAAAAAUGGUUUAAAAUAUACAGAUCUAUUACCACUCCAUGAACUGUGGUUAAAAUAUAUACAAAAUAUUUUGGGUGAUAAAUUUUCAUCCAAUGCGACUCAUAAUCCAAUUGAUUCUAAUUGGGAGAAUAUAAAUCAACAAUUAAUAAAAGCCGAUUUCCAUGGUGCUAAAAUCUCUGUAGUCAAAUCUAAAUGUCCUAGUUUAGUUGGUAUUAAUGGUAUAGUUGUGCAAGAUACUAAGAAUACUUUCAAAGUAUGUAGUACAGACAAUGUUAUUCGCACCUUACCAAAGGAUGCUAUAGUAAUGGAACUUUACUUACAUGAAUUAACGCUGCAAAUAUAUGGAAAACAGUUGUCCAUAAGACCUACUGAAAGAACAGUUAAAAAAUUUAAAAACGCACAUACCUUUGAAUUAUAACAAGCUCUAAUUUAUGUACAAUGUAUGAUAUUUUGCAUCAAAGUACACAUUAUUUAUAAGAUAUCUUUCUUAUAGAGUAAUAUUCAUGUUCAUUAAAAUACAUUCAAUCAAAUUUUUCGUAGAAUAAUACUUGAAUGCUAUAACGCAAUCUAUUUAAAAUGUAAAUGUAUGUAAAUAAAAUCUACAUGUAUACAUAUAUAUGUAUACGUAUAUAUGUUAGAAAAUUAGGCAUAAAACAGCAUGUUCACAAAAACAUCUAUUAUAUAAUAGCUGAUACAAUAAUAAGUUAUUAAAAUACUUGAAGCGUGAGCAUCGUAUUUCUACAUUUUCACUAUCUCAGAACGUAGUUUACCUAAUAAAUAAUUUUUUUUUUCUUUUUUUUUUUUUUCCUUUUUUUUAUUUCAUAUCUUUAUCCUACUGUAUCAUUUAAAUAUACAUAAUAUAAUUAGCCCAUGCUAUGUAUGCUAUGAGCAAAAUAAUAAGGCAACUUUUAAUAAAGAUUGCUUUUCAUUAAAAUA
This is a messenger RNA of Vespula pensylvanica (western yellowjacket), 1286 nucleotides long. It is a transcript of the gene Pop4, whose product is annotated as ribonuclease P protein subunit p29. NCBI's taxonomy places the organism in Eukaryota, Metazoa, Arthropoda, Insecta, Hymenoptera, Vespidae. Gene Ontology annotation, biological process: rRNA processing; tRNA 5'-leader removal. The transcript is spliced from 4 exons. The record is from RefSeq and is a predicted model, not a curated record. Gene Ontology annotation, molecular function: ribonuclease P RNA binding. Gene Ontology annotation, cellular component: ribonuclease P complex; ribonuclease MRP complex. The coding region runs from base 82 to 768 and encodes 228 amino acids.